Messenger RNA from Anthostomella pinea, 1494 nucleotides. The record is from the annotation of a GenBank genome assembly. Lineage: Eukaryota; Fungi; Ascomycota; Sordariomycetes; Xylariales; Xylariaceae.
AUGCUGUCCCCGUUGCUUAUCAUCUUUGCUGCGCUCCUACUUGCCACCCUCACCUGGCUGAAGACGAGAUGGCAGAACCAAACCUUCGCCACCGCCCAUGGCUGCCUGCCUGCUCCUCGCUAUCAGCAGCCAGAGACAAUACUCGGUGUCCAGAACGUCGUAGAGGCCGCCAGGGCAUGGAAGGCUAACACCUGGUUGGAAAUGUGGUAUCACCGCUUCACUACCAUCGGGCCUACCUUUCAAGCUUCGUCACUGGGCCGGACCACCAUCUUCACCAUCGACCCUGAGAAUGUAAAGGCAGUCCUGGCCACCAAGUUCAAGCAUUUCGACCUUGGGCCGAGGCGUAUGAAAAUCCUGGGGCCUCUCACCGGGCCAGGCAUUUUUACAAACGAUGGCACGUCCUGGGAGCAUUCAAGGUCCCUCGUGCGGCCUACCUUCACCAAGGUCCAACCGGACCGGCGCUCCGGCUCGGUCGAGGCUGAUCUCCAGCCGCUGUUCUUCCGUCUCACAUUGGACUCGGCAACAGAGCUUCUACUGGGCCGGUCAUUCGGCUCGCUUUUGUCACCCCCGGGGUCCAACGCUCUGCGAUUCAUGCAUGCUUUUGACUACGCCCAGUGCCGAAUACACGUCCAUGGCCUGCGCGAGUCACCGGCACUACGUCCAUUCGCCUGGAUCCAGUCUCUCUUCGCCGCCAAGAAGAAGUCCAAGUUUGACGAGGCCUGCGAGACCGUCCACAGAACACUCGACGGGUCAUUGCCGAGUUCCUCGCGCGAGGAGAAAGAAGCUCCAGGUGGGAAGGAGAAGUAUGUCUUUCUCCACGAAAUCGCCAAUGAGACGCGAGAUCCCCUCCAAUUGAGGCACGAAACGUUGAACCUGUUGCUGGCGGGUCGUGACACCACGGCUGCUCUGCUGAGCAACACGUUCUUCGUGCUUGCCCGCCGCCCGGAUAUUUGGGCCCGCCUGAGAAGCGAAAUAGACCAGACGUUUGAGGGCAGUAUACCCGAUUACGACGGCCUUCGAACUGUCAAGUACAUCCGCAACCUUCUCAACGAAUCCCUUCGCCUCUAUCCGGUGGUGCCCUGGAACUCGCGCAUCGCCACCGAGAACACGACACUGCCGCACGGAGGCGGGCCUGAUGGGCGCUCUCCGGUCUUCGUACGAGCGGGUCAGCUGGUGAACUACCAUUUGUGGUCGAUGCAUCGGAUGCCUGAGCAUUUUGGCCCCGAUUCGCACGUGUUCAACCCGGACCGCUGGGACGACAGUACCCUGCGCCCAGGAUGGGCAUGUAUACCCUUCAACGGCGGGCCACCUAUCUGCGUUGGGCAGCAAUACGCCCUUACUCAGGCCGCAUAUGUGGUUGUUCGCUUGGUACAACAGUUUGAAUCGAUCGAAUGCCACGAUGCCAGCACGCCUUGGUCGGAACACGUUGGGCUGGUAACAAGCAGCCGUACAGGUACAAAGGUCUCCCUAAGACCGAGGAACAUGCCAAGAUGA